UUAGAGCAGUGGGAAUUAUUUAAAAAUAGAUCAAAAGAUGAUUGGAGAGACAUUCUAACACGUCUUAAAAGGCCCUCAUUUAAUUAUAUGUUUGUAUAUUUAUUUAUAUAAAUUGGCAGUAAAAAGCCGUUGUGAGCUGUUAAAUAAACUAGUGAUUUUAAAGCUUAGUGAGAGAUUAUUUGUUAUAGUUAUUGUUGUCACUCCGCUCAUUGUUGCCUGAGCGCUGGCAGCAGUGACACCACGUGACUCCCGUAGCGAGGGCCUGCUGCUGUUUGUUCAGCCACAGAGGCAGAGAAGAAAAAUGGCGGCUCAAGGCGGACCUGGACGGGACGCCGGGCUAACGUUUUGAGCUUUUAUGCCCGAAGAACACCGGAGGCUCCACGGGGUCUCUGCACCGUCGGGAUCCUUGCCGACUGAGCUUCACGGCCGUCGCGGUUUCGCUCGCGUUUGCGUAUGCCAAACCCACGCACGGAGGGAUUUUAAAAAUAAUAGAGCUCGUCUAUCAUGAGAGGGAAAAGGGGCAGGCAGGCCAAACCGCUACAAACCGAAGAACCGUCCCCAGCUUCCACCAGGGGCUUACGACCGAGGAGGAACCUGAAACCCCGGUUUCGGGACAGUGGGGAUGAGGACGGUGAUAGCCCCAUCAGGGAGAACCCCAAACCGAACAGAAGGAGGAGAGGGGGGUCUGGAGCGUCAACGCGGGGCAGAGGACGAGGCAGAGGCGGCGGCGGCGGUAGGGGAGGCAGAGGCGGACGGGGUGGAAGGCGGACGGGGGCACCCAAAACAGUGGUGUACGACGACCACGAGAGCGACGAGGACGACGACGCGGUGAGCCUGAGGUCUGAGGAGGACGAGUUUGUUGAAGAGGAACCCCAGUCUGAGGAGGACGAGGGCCUCAAAGAGGACUCCGACUGCCUGGAAGAUGAUGUGCUGGACGAGGAGGAAGAUCAAGAUGCUGCUAGCUACUGCACGGAGAGCAGCUUUCGGAGCCAGAGCACACACGCCAGCACUCCGGGGAGGAAAAAACUGCCAGUUCCCCGUCCUCGCACUCCCAUUCUCGAGGACAAAGAGAUUCCUUCUCUUGAGCUUCCAGAGACUUCCGAGGACCUCCUGGUGCCUAACGAGGAGCUGCUCAACAUUACCUCCAUCUACGAGGUCCUACGGAACUUCAACACGGUGCUGCGUCUCUCCCCCUUUCGCUUCGAGGACUUCUGUGCAGCGCUGGCCGGACAGGAGCAAUGCACGCUCAUUGCAGAGACCCACAUAUCCCUGUUGAAAGCCAUCCUCCGUGAGGAGGACUCUUCCAACACUACCUUCGGCCCUGCGGACCUUAAAGACAGCGUCAACUCCACUCUGUAUUUCAUAGAUGGGAUGACGUGGCCUGAGGUGUUGCGGUCUUACUGCGAAAGUGACAAGGAGUACCACCAUGUUCUGCCGCACUUGGAGAUGGACGGUUAUCCUUGUGGUCCUCUAGAAAGCAAGGUCAAGGUUCUACAGUUCUUGGUGGAUCUGUUCCUUACCACCAACAUUGCUCGCGAGGAGCUGAUGUCAGACGGAACGAUGCAGUACGACGACCACUGCCGGGUGUGUCACCGGCUAGGCGACCUGCUGUGCUGUGAGACCUGCUCGGCAGUGUACCACCUCGAGUGUGUGAAACCGCCGCUGGAGGAGGUUCCCGAGGACGAGUGGCAGUGUGAGAUCUGUGUGGCGCACAAGGUGUCUGGGGUGUCGAACUGCGUGACAGAGGCACAAAAAAACAGACCGUAUAUCCGCCAGGAACCCAUUGGAUACGAUCGCCACCAGAGGAAGUACUGGUUUCUCAUUCGGAGGAUUAUUGUUGAGGAGGAUGGGGAGCACGAGAAGAAGAAGAUCUGGUACUACAGCAGCAAGGUGCAGCUGGAGGAGCUCAUGGAAUGCCUGGAUAAGGAAUACUGGGAGACGGAUCUGCACGCCACCCUGGAGGAGCUGAUGGAGGAGGUGCAAGCUCACAUGGACAUCACAGAGGAGCUGACUCACAGAGCCCGGGGAAACAAUAAAGCCUACCUCACAACUGCCAACGAUGUGGUCACGGAGCGUCUGAAGAUCAGGCGGGCGGCGAAGCAAGAAGCUAAGAGGAGAGCAGAGGAGGCAAAGCAGGAAGCUGAAAGCGCCUCCAUGAAUCCAGCGGAGGAGAAAGCCCAGCCCUCGUCGGAGCUUGAGAAGGCGGAGGGAUCCGAGUCGAUGGGAGACGGGAGCUCACAAGCCGCUUCUGUUCAACCUGCCGCAGGAGAUAACCCCGCCUCCACUGCUCAGGACCCCCCUGCACCUAAAGCAGACUCGCUUGAUUCCAAACAUAAUGAAGCACAAGCUGCUGAUUGUGAGACCCAGGAGAGCGGGGAGGUGAAGCAGGGAAGGACAGAUGAGCUCAAAGAAGACUCGCUCACACCGACCCAAGAUCCUCCCCAUCAGCCCGAAGCACCUGGUGACCAGAAUCCUGCAGGUGUGGGCCUCACAAAACCAGAACCGGCGGACCUGGCUGACCGGUCCUCCCAGUCCUCAUACACCAGCCAAGACAGGACCGACGACAACGAGAGGAUGAAGAACGGCAGAGCUGCAGGAUCUGAGCUGAAGGCCCCGAUAUCCAGAGGCAGCAAAGAGUCGUCCCCCGUCCCCUUCGACUGUGACAGCUGGCGCCUCAGCCUCCUAAAAAGAGAACUCACAACGAGUUUGAACAACUUGUUCAAACUGGGUCAAGAAGGGAAAUACAGGGUCUACAGCAACCAGUACAGCAUCAACCUGCUGGCACUCAACAAGCACCAGCACCGGGAGGACCACGACAAGAGGCGGCACCUCUCUCACAAGUUCAGCCUGACCACGGCGUCCGAGUUCAAGUGGAACGGCUCCAUUUACGGCUCGAGGAGUCUCACCGUUUCCACGCUGCGUCUCACCAUCAUCCAGCUAGAAACCAGCGUCCCGGCUCCGUUCAUGCACCCCAACUGGGCGUCGCACAGAAAUAAUUGGAACAAAGCGGUCCAGAUGUGCAGCAAAGCCCGGGAAUUUGCUCUGGCUUUGGCGAUUCUGGAAUGUGCAAUCAAGCCCGUGGUUACACUCCCCAUCUGGAAAGAUUCACUCGGACACACAAGGCUGCAUCGCAUGACCGCCAUGGAGCGGGAAGAGAAGGAGAAGGUAAAGAAACGAGAGAAGAAACUGGAGGAUGAAGAGAUCCUCCAACAAGCCACGUGGGUGAAGUACACCUUCCCCAUCAAACACCAGGUCUGGAAGCAGAAGGGCGAGGAAUUCCGGGUGACGGGAUACGGGGGCUGGUGCUGGGUCAGUAAGACCCACGUUCCGCGGUUUGUCCCGAAGCUUCCAGGAAACACAAACGUGAACUACCGCAAAGAACUGGAAGCUAAAAGGAGUAAAGAAAAUGCUGCCGGUCGCACAAACGAGCAGAAAGAUUUGACACAAGCGUCCAAAACUGGUGAGGAUGAAGAACAUCCGUCCUCAACAGCCAAACCCAACUGCAGUUCUGUAGAAGAGGACAGCAAACCUCAGACCAUCAAAGAAGAGGAGCCGGGAAAACCAGACGAGAUGAAAGAAGAGGAAAAAAUGGAAGUUGAAGCUUCAACUUCUGCUUCAACGGAGACUAAAGAAAAAGAUCAACUCAAAGAGGCUGUUAUAGAGGAGAUAAAGCAGAAAUCUGAGCCACCCAAGACGGAGAACGCAGAGUCCAAACUUUUCUACGACGUUGUGAACGUCAGCGAGGGCUUCCAGCUGCGGACGGCUUACAAGAAAAAGGUGAAGCCGUCCAAACUGGACGGACUCUUGGAGCGGCGAGUCAAACAGUUCACGCUGGAGGAGAAGCAGAGACUGGAGCGGUUGAGACUGGCAGCACUGCAGCCCAAAACGGCCCCAGCCGCUGCUGCAAAGCUGCCUGCAGUUAAAACCGAAGGUUUAAAAAGACCAGAACCUGCCGUGACCCCAGGGGUCAAAGCGGAGGAGGAGAGUGUGCAGGUGAGGGACCACGUGGUCAAAAAACUGGACUUUGAUCUGGAGCACGCCAACACGACCAGCAGUGCAGACGCCAAAACGCAAGGAAUCCACGGAAACAGUGAGGACGUCCACAAAGAACUGAAUGGAGAACCCGAACCCAACCGCCACAAGAACUCUGAGGACGCUCCAGUCGAGGAGGUUUCUAAGAAGCGAAGCUUCGAGGAAAUUAAGCAGAGCAGCAGAAACUCUGACACUGAGAGCUCCGAGGGGCCCCAAAGUAAGAGCAGUCCAUCGCAGGUCAAUGGAGAAACUCCCCCAGAAGAUCCAGACAUCAGCUCCGACUCUGCCAGCCGAGUCCAGGAGGACGUGAAAGAGCCUCCGAGAGAACAUCUAAAGUCUCUGAUGAACGGGAACCUCUCACAGAAAGAUCUGUCCAACAUGGCUCACCCGCCCCCCCUUAAAGUCCCAAAGUUAGAAAACCACGUUGGAGAUGAACCCCAAAACCAGGAGGGGCCAGAACCAACUAAGCUGGAACCGCCAGCUUCUCUGGGGAGUAAACAUCCAGAAAACUGCACCAGCAGUGAAACUUUGAAGACUUCCAUUCCCAACGCCACUCCACAGGAACCCAAAAACCCGCCCCUUCAUGACACACCUGACGUGACGUCCAGCAAGCCACCUCCCCCCAACAACCAGCACAGUUCUGUAGUCACCUCCUCCCUCAAGAAAAGAUUUGGCGACGCCAAAGGCAGCUCCUCUGCCGUGGCCCCAGCUGUUUCCAUGACCAUCAGCAAGGAGUAUUCCACCAGAGACCGCGUCACCCUGCUUAAGUUUUCCAAAACCAAGAAAGCCCGCUCAGGAACGGCCCUGCCAUCCUACCGCAAGUUUGUGACCAAGAGCAGCAAGAAGAGCAUCUUCGUUCUGCCCAACGAUGACCUGAAGAGGCUGGCCAGGAAGGCCGGCUUCAGAGAAGUGCCCAUCUUCAACUACAACGCCAAGCCGGCCACAGAUAUCUGGCCGUACCCGUCACCGCGACCCACCUUUGGGAUCUCCUGGAGGUACCGUCUGCAGACUGUGAGGUCUCUGGCAGGAGUCAGCCUGAUGCUGCGGCUGCUGUGGGCCUGCCUGAGGUGGGACGAUAUGGCCAUCAAGCCGUCGUCUGCUGUAGGAACAACCCGCAAAGAAACCACGGACACGGACAUCAUCACAACAGAGAUCAUUAAACGAAGAGAUGUGGGACCUUAUGGCAUCCGCUCAGAAUACUGCAUCAGGAAGAUCAUCUGCCCCCUGGGAAACAGAGACACCCCCAAAGCAGAAACUCCAACUCCUCAGAGGAAAGGUCUGCGUUCAAGUGCCUUGAGGCCCAAAAAGCAAGAGCCGGCCAAACUGUCUGGACCUGUCGCCGUGGAGACGUGGGUGCCUGAGGAGGAACUGGAGUUAUGGGAGAUCCGAGCUUUUGCAGAGAGAUUGGAGAGAGAAAAGUCCCAAGGAAUAGACUCCUCCAAAAGCAGCACUCUCAAGACCGCUGAGGAAGUGAAGGCCCAUCUGGAGAAUCAGCUGAAGCAGGCCAGACUGGCGGCUCAGCAGAAACGCCUCGAGCAGCCUAGACUAAACACAACUGCUGCCACUUCCACGACCACCACCAUCACCACCACGGUACCCAGCACCCCUACCCCCCUGAGGUCAGGACAGGCUGCCACUGGAGCCAAAAUGGUGCUGGCCUCCAAGCUCGGCUCCCCAGUUUCCUUCCAGCAAGACAAGAACUUCCACCAGUCCUUUGCUUCCUGGGUCAAACAGGGUCAGAACAACAACAGCUCUGCAGGUGCAGGUCAGCAGAAAGUUGUCAGCAUUUUCCCCUCUGGGCCUCCAGCGAAUCUUAGGACCUACAGCGCACUACACCCUACAACGGGCAACAUCAACCUCAGAUCUGCACCCCCGUCCUCAAACACUCAGCAGCAGGCUGUCACCACAGGAGGCCAGACGACGCCGAGCACAACGGCGACCGUUUCUCCAUCUACCUCCACCAUGAGAACUUCAGCUCCAGUUCAACAAGCUUCACCUCAGCAGGCUUUGCCCCAGAUGAAUCGUAAUCUUCAACCAGCCGCCACAGGUUCUGCCGCAGCGCCAUCUCCUGCCCCUGCAGGACAGACCUUUGCUGCUCCGGCCCAAAAACCCCAGCAGGGUCAAGUAAAGCUGACGAUGGCUCAGCUUAUGCAGCUGACACAGGGGGCACAGGGAGGAAACCCAGGACUAACGGUGGUGAUUCAGGGUCAAGGCCAGACCCAGGGGCAGCUUCAAAUCAUCCCACAGGGCGUUACUGUCAUCCCCGGUCCUGGUCAGCAGUUAAUGCAGGCCGCCAUGCCCAAUGGUCAGGUGCAGCGCUUCCUCUUCACACCUAUGACCCCGUCCUCCUCCGCUGCACCUUCCACUAGUGCUGCUCCAGCAAAACCUGUCCUCGCCCAGACCCCUCAGACCCAGAUACCCGCCCAAGUCCAAGCACAAGUCCACACCACUCCAUCCUCUCUGGCCCAAACACAAAUGACUGCACCACUGCCUGCCCCGAUACACGCCACAACCCCAUCACCAAGCUUAAGCUCCGCCCACAGCCCGGUUUCUGCUCCUGUUCGAACCCCAGUGGUUGCCUCUGCACCUGCUCCGCCCCAGGCUGUGGCUCAAUCUGCCCUGCAAACACAGAUUCCUGUCCCAGCACCAUCACCUGUUCCAGCUCCGUCACCAAGUUUGGUUGGAGCGCAGCAUUUAACCCCCACCUCUCCGUCAGUUUCCAUCCAGCCUCCAUCAAGCCCGAGUGUGACUCCCAGACAAGUCCUGGUCUCACAGCCCACACAGAACCAAACCAGCGCCCACAUCCCUGCCAUGACACCUAGCACCACCCUGAUGCCCAACACCUCCCUAAUACCCAACACCGCCCUGACGCCCAACACCUCCCUAAUACCCAACACCGCCCUGACGCCCAACACCUCCCUAAUACCCAACACCUCCCUAAUACCCAACACCUCCCUGAUGCCCAACUCUACCCUAAUACCCAACACCUCCCUGAUGCCCAACUCUACCCUAAUACCCAACACCGCCCUGACGCCGAGCACCACCCUAAUACCCAACACUGCCCUGAUACCCAACUCCACCUUUACUCCCAACACCGCCCUGACGCCCAACAUCACUUUUACAUCAAACAGCGCCCUAAGAUCCAACUACGCCCUGACCACCAGCUCCACCCUAUUACCCAACGCCGCCCUGACAGCCAUCGCCUCUGUGACGCCCAACACCACCCCUACACCCAAUACAGUCCUGAUGGCCAACACUUCCCUGACACCUAGCACCAGCUUUACACCAAACACCACUCUGGCCACCAACACUUCCCUUUUAGCUAACAUCACCCAGACAGCCAGCACCACUUUUACACCCAACACCACCCCUGUUAAGACUACAAGUUUGCUUCCAGUCCCGAGAUCCCAAAUCCAGCCUCAGUCCUUCAGUGCUGCUCCAAGCUUAAUCCCAACCUCUGUUCCGGUGCAAAUCUCUUCUUCAUCUGCAGUGACCGUCAGGUCUCUAAUCCAAGUUGCUUCUGCAGCACCUCCACCCAUCUUGACCCAAAUCCCAGUUUCUCCCUCACUUCCUUGCCCCGUCCAGGCUCCAACGUCUGCCCUCACACCUAUUUCUGCUCCAGUCAUGACUGCUCUGUCUGCGCAAAGCCCCGUCCCAUCACCCGCCAAGCCAGCAACCCAGAUCCUCGCUGCAGUUUCUGUUCCUCCACUUGCAGCCGUAGCAAACGCUGUUGUGACACCGGUCACAGCCACCUCCACCACACCUUCAGUGCCAGCUCGGAUAGAGCAGAAGGCCGCUCAGCCCCAAGUCUGGCCUCCAGCCUUUUCGGAACCUCAGACUGCGGUUCAGACAGCUCAGCAGGCUGCAGCUCCGGUCACACCACCUGCCCUGGUGUCUGUACCUGCCUCUGUCUCAGUCCCCACAGCCUCCCCAAUCACUCCUUUGCCUCAGCCACCCCUGACUCCUCCCCCUCAAGCACAAGCCCAGCCCACUGCUGUGAUAUCCACACAGCAGCUGCCACAGGCCAUCUCAGCAGUGCAGGUUCAUGUGAAGGGGUUACCCGUCUCCUCUGUGGUGUCCCCCACCAGACCCACGCAGCUUCUGCACCAGGCCCAAAUGUGCACACAGGCUCAGCAGAUGCCACACAUCCAGACUCCGGCUCAGAUUCACCCCCAGAUCCAGGUUCAGUUCCAGCCGAGAGGACUUCAGCCGCAAACUCAAAUCCAGCUUCAGUCUCCAACAAAAACUGUGGCCCCCCUACAGACUCAAACCCAAGCACAAUUCCAGGCCCAGCUCCACGCAGGGCAGCCUCAGUAUCACCAGGUUCAAGCAUCAUUUCAGGCAAAACCACAGACAGAACCACAAGUUCUAUCUCAACCUCAGACCCAAAUUCAGCUUCAACCUCAACCCCAGAUCCAAACUCAACUCCAUCCCCAAGUCCAGCUUCAGCAGCAAAACCAAGUUCAGUCUCACACGGCCCUGCAGCCCCAGCUCCACAUUCAGUCACAUGUCCAAACGCAGCCCCAGUUUACAGUACAGGCCUCACAACCGGCCCGGGUCACGCAGCAGCUCCAGGUCCAAGCUCCGGCCCAAGUCCAGGCCAAACUCCAAGUCCAGUUCCAACCUCAAAGUCAGUCUCAAGUCCAAACACAGCCUCAGAUCCAGGUCCAGUCCCCCAUCAGGCAUCAACUCAUUACUGUUCCAGGUCUCCAACAGCCGGUCCAGCUGCUGUCCGCUCUGCCGCCGCAUGUGGCAGCUCAGAUCCAGGCUCAGAUCCAGGCGCAAGCCCAGCAGCAGGGAGGCGCCGUUCCCCAGCAAAUCAAGCUGCAGCUCCCCAUCCAGAUCCAGCAGAAAACUGGCCCAAUUCAGGCCCACCAAAUCCAGAACAUGGUGACCAUUCAGACGUCGGCAGGAGUCCAGGAGCAGCUUCCGAGGAUUCAGCCGCAGCAGCAAGUCCAGCAUGUGCCAAAGAAGAAGAAACCCCACGAGGCUAAAAGGGAGCAGAAGGAGCAGACCGCGCAGGUGCUGAGUCCUAAAGACGGCUCGCAGAAACAGGUAAUACUGAAGCAGAAUUCUGCAGCAGAACAGCUGAAGCAAAGGAAGACGCAGGCUGCUGCAGAACGAGAGGAGAACCAGAGAAUGAUCGUGUGCAACCAGGUGAUGAAGUUCAUCCUUGACAAGAUCGAAAAGGAUGAGAAGCAGGCCGCUAAGAAAAGGAAAAAGGAAGAGGUGGUGGAGCAGAAACGCUCCAAGCAGAACGCCACCAAGCUGACCGCCCUGCUGUACAAACACAAAGAGCAGCUGAAGGCUGAAAUCCUGAAGAAGAGGGCGCUGCUGGACAAGGAGCUGCAGCUGCAAGUGCAGGAGGAGCUGAGGAGAGACUUGGCGAGGCUACAGCGGGAAAAGGAGAAGGCCCGAGCCGCCAUCGCCCAGGCCGCCGCAGCAACGGUAAAGGCAGCCGCCGCCCAGUCCUCUCACCUGGUUCAGCCGCCACAGAUCCCCCACGCCACGGCGCCUCAGUCCUCCACCCACAAGCGGAAGCGAGAUGACGAGAGAGAGAAGGAGAAGAGCAGAGAUCGGGACAGACACCACGAGAAGAGCAAGAAACGUGACAAAGACAGAGACCGGCACCGAGAACGGGAGCGGGAGAAGGAGCGAGAUCAGGAGCGCGACAGACACCGAGAAAGAGACAAAGACGAGGACAGAGACAAGGAGCGAGACUCCAAACACAAAAAGAAGAAGAAGAAACUGUCUUCUACCUCAAAAGAUCACAAGAAGGACACCAAACUGUACUGUAUCUGCAAAACGCCCUACGACGAGUCCAAGUUUUACAUCGGCUGCGACCUGUGCUCCAACUGGUUCCACGGCGCAUGCGUCGGCAUCACAGAGAAAGAAGCCAAGAAGUUGGAGGACUUUGUGUGCAACGACUGCAAGCGUAGCCAGGAUGGAGGCUGCAGCGAGGAGCUGUACUGCAUCUGCCGGACGCCGUACGAUGAAUCUCAGUUUUACAUCGGCUGUGACCGCUGCCAGAACUGGUACCACGGGCGCUGUGUGGGCAUUCUACAGAGUGAAGCCAAUCACAUCGACGUGUACGUCUGUCCACAAUGUCAGUCCACAGAGGACGCCAUGACGGUUCUCUCGCCGCUCACAGACAAAGACUACGAGGGCUUAAAAAGAAUAUUGCGUUCAUUACAGUCACACAAAAUGGCGUGGCCUUUCCUAGAGCCGGUGGAUCCCCACGACGCCCCAGAUUAUUAUCGGGUCAUCAAGGAACCAAUGGAUUUCUCCACCAUGGAAACCCAUCUGCAAAAGCGACAUUACCAGAAGCUCACGGAGUUCGUGGCAGAUGUGACCAAAAUUUUCGACAACUGUCGCUACUACAACCCCAACGACACCCCCUUCUUUCAGUGUGCGGAGGUGCUGGAGGCCUUCUUUGUGCAGAAGCUGAAAGGCUUUAAAGCGAGCAGAUUGUCAGAUUCUUAAGUGGGCCAGUCUAGCUGGAGUCUGGACUGGAUGCCGGGGUCUCUAGUGAUCUUUAAACCUUCAUUUUUGUGUUUGUUUUUUAAAACAGAAAAAAAAGAUCACAACUACUGAUAAUGAAACAGCAGCCAUGUUGACAUUUCAUUUCGCUGUUCUCUGAUUGACAUUCAGUAGGAAGGAUUCAGUGGGAUUUUAAAUGCAUUUGGGUUUCUAACAUGUAUUUAUUUGCUAAACAUCUCAGUUUUGGAUUAGAUGUGUUGAGUAUGUUGUCUACAAUGUAUAAAGCUGCACAUUUUAUUAUGAAAGAGAUAUAUUUAUGCAACUUUUCUAUGUUCCUUCACCUUCAGUUUGACCCGUCUGCAUACUAAAGUGAAUUUAUGUACAUUUUAUUAUGCACAGGAGAUUGGUGGUUUUAAAUAAUAAUGAAAACCAAACAUUUUAGGAUUUUUUUAAAUUCUAAACUCUACUACAAGAAAGAAGGAUUUCUUCCCACUGUCCCUGACUUUGUAGCUGUGGAAAAACCACCAAUAAAUGCAUUCCAGUGUCAUCACGCCAACAUGGCUGCAUGAUCCUGACCCUCCUGCA
Oryzias melastigma (Indian medaka) is the source of this 11097-nucleotide messenger RNA. It is a transcript of the gene bptf, whose product is annotated as bromodomain PHD finger transcription factor. The transcript is spliced from 31 exons. Lineage: Eukaryota; Metazoa; Chordata; Actinopteri; Beloniformes; Adrianichthyidae. Gene Ontology annotation, cellular component: NURF complex. Gene Ontology annotation, biological process: regulation of transcription by RNA polymerase II. The coding region runs from base 505 to 10515 and encodes 3336 amino acids. Gene Ontology annotation, molecular function: RNA polymerase II cis-regulatory region sequence-specific DNA binding. The record is from RefSeq and is a predicted model, not a curated record.